UCAAUGCGUAGACAUAUCGCGACAUUCCAUUCAAUCGUUCCAUUUCCUCUUCCGAAAUUUUUGAAGCACACCGACUAUCUUCUGUGUGUAAAUUCCGUUAAAACGCUGAUAUGAGGCUGUGUCUGCUGUUUGUGGUCACUCUGUUGUCCUUGGCCCCGGCAGUUCGCGGUGGCGACAAAAAGAAGCUCCAAAUUGGCAUCAAGAAAAGAGUUGACAACUGCCCCAUCAAGUCCCGUAAAGGGGAUGUGCUGAACAUGCACUACACUGGAAAGCUGGAGGAUGGAACAGAGUUUGACAGCAGCAUUCCAAGGAACCAGCCCUUCACCUUUACUCUGGGAACCGGACAAGUCAUCAAAGGCUGGGACCAGGGCCUGCUCGGAAUGUGUGAGGGAGAGAAGAGGAAACUGGUCAUCCCCUCGGAGCUUGGAUAUGGAGACAGAGGAGCGCCUCCUAAGAUCCCAGGUGGUGCCACUCUCAUUUUUGAAGUUGAACUGCUCAGCAUCGAGAGGAGGUCUGAUUUAUAGUGAACGUUAACUUCAAGCAAAAUCAGCGGCCUGUUAGUGCUGGUUUUAAGUCAGUGUGCUCUACCACUUAUAAGCCAUUGAAGAACCUGCAUAAUAUACAUACUAUUCAACUAUAACUAACAUCAUAUGUAACUGGUACUCUCUGGUGAAUCCAAUGCCUUAAAAAUGUCAUCAUUUUUAGUUCAGCAUUCAGUUGCCCCUUACCUCAUUCCUGUGUUAUGUUUUCCUGAAUGUUAUGCCAUGACCAGCUCUUGCUCUUUGACUUAAAUGUAUCAUCAUUCUCAUUUUGGAGUAAUUUACCAGCCUGAUAAGUGAAACUUACAGGGUACGUAUAUCAUGCUGAGAGAACAGGGCAUAUAACACACAUGUGGUAGCACAAGAUAAGCGAUGGUGCACUAUUCAGUAGGUUUUUGGGCUCUAUUGAAAGGAUUUAUUUGUAACAGAUUUCCAAUUUCACUACAUUGGUAUACAAGACUUGACCAAUGGUCUUGUUUCAGUAAAAGAUUAAAGAUUUGGAUUUUGAAA
Molecule: messenger RNA, 1049 nt
Organism: Oncorhynchus tshawytscha (Chinook salmon)
Lineage: Eukaryota; Metazoa; Chordata; Actinopteri; Salmoniformes; Salmonidae
Gene: fkbp2
Product: FKBP prolyl isomerase 2
Exons: 6
Coding region: 111-524 (137 amino acids)
Biological process (GO): protein peptidyl-prolyl isomerization
Molecular function (GO): peptidyl-prolyl cis-trans isomerase activity
Source: RefSeq, a predicted model, not a curated record